Molecule: messenger RNA, 4020 nt
Organism: Ectocarpus siliculosus
Lineage: Eukaryota; Phaeophyceae; Ectocarpales; Ectocarpaceae
Source: the annotation of a GenBank genome assembly
AUGGCAGCCCCGGACGCGCGUACCGGGGAUGUGUUGAGUCACGGGCACCUGUUUGGCCUCAAGACCGACGUGAAGAGCAACGUCCACUUUGUCGAUGAACACUUGGUGGUGUACCCUUGCGGCCAUAGUGUUGUCUUCCUCCACGUCGAAUCACGUGCGCAGCAGUUAAUAAGCGGGACCGCUUCGGCAGGCAUUACAGCUCUGGCGCUCACAACAAACCGCCGUCUCCUUGCGGUGGCGGAGUCGGCAAUGACGGAAAAGGGCUGCCCCACCGUUAACAUCUACGAUGUGGUCAAUCUGAGGCGUCGCAAGAUGCUCUCCUGGCCCGAAAUGGGCUCUCCGAAUAUUGUUUCCGUGGCGUUUUCGGCAGACGGCAGACUUUGCCUGACCCAGGGAGGCGCGCCGGAGUGGAAGUUGGUGCUGUGGACGGCUGAGAAGGCGGCGAAAGUCAUCUGCUCGGUCAAGAUCUCUAGCCCAGGAGCAAACGGUGACCCGGCCCCGGCAGUGAAUCAAGCGGACUUCUGUCCUUCAGAUCCCGCCGUGGUUUGCGUUACCGGGGAUAAAAUUCUACGAUUUUUCCGUGUGGUUGACGCUCAGUUCAAGCCUCUACCGCUGAGUCUAAAGAUGGAGCUACAGGUGUACACGGCACAUUGUUGGCUUGCGGACGAUCAGGUCGUGGUAUCAACAGAUCAAGGCGAUUUGUACCUUUUCGAAACCUUGGAGUUUCGGUGCGCGCUAGGGACCCCCACAGUCGAGGCUAUCUGCAUCCUGGCCGCCUUCACCAAGGGAUUCGUCGCUGGCGGUGCCAACGGGGUAUUAAGGGUGUUCGAAAGAUCGGACGAACCCGGAGAGUUCUUUAAGUGCCUCAAGACGUUUCGAAUUGAAGCUAACGUGAGCUCCAUCACCAACCUUGCGAUCAGCCCUAGCGAAGACCAGCUGGCUCUUACGACAUCCAACAACCAGAUAUACAGCCUUGCCUUGUCGAACACGGACAUCUUGAAAGAGGACACCAUGAAUUUCGAGAGGAUGGCGGGGCCGUUUCCCAUUCCAACCGCUCCUACGCGCCCUGGCGGGGGGACAACAGGGGUCCCCUCGUCGCGAAUCACCGGCGUCUCGGUGGCGGUGUGGAAGCCCCUGGUGGCGACGGUGGGCAUGGACAAGGCUCUUCGACUUUGGAACUUCCAGGACAAGUCUUCGGAGCUCAUCAGCUUCUUCGACGCCGCACCCCUCGCCGUCUCCCUCCACCCCUCCGGCCUGUACCUCCUCGUUUCCUUCGGCGAAAAGGUUCGGCUGUACAGCAUCCUCAUGGAGGACGUGCGCGAGUUGAAGGAGUUCGUCGUCAAACACUGCCGAGUGGUGUGCUUCAGCGGAGGGGGGCAAUAUUUUUCUUUUUCUCACAACGCUCAGAUCCUGGUGUACGAAACUUUCACGUGUAAUCUCGUGACGUCUCUUAAAGGUCACCAGGGAAGGAUCAGGUCAAUCGUGUGGAAAGAGAGGGACCGCCGGAUCUUGACUGCUAGCAGCGAAGGGCAAGUGUACCUGUGGGAAACGUGCACCGGAAAGAGGCUGCCCGACAUCUACCAGGCUCGGUGUGCCCUUCACGCCGCAUCUGCAACGAGGGACUUCUCGAGGCAGUUUUGCGUCGGAGACGACAUGCAGAUCAGGGAGUUAAACCUGGUGAAAGCCUCGCCCGAAGCUGCUACCGGGGUGAAAGCGCUAGUUUCCACCAACGUCCCCUUCGGCGUGCUACAGGUGGCUGACAAAGUCAAGAUGCUUUUCGCAGGCAUUGCUCAGCCAGGGAUGCCAGGAGGAAUCCGCGCCUACCCCAUCGGCCAAGGGGAGUACGGGUGCUUGUCUCUGGCGGUGUCUUGCAUGGUGCUCAAUCACGACGGCAGUCUGCUUUUUGUCGGGGGCGAGGAUGGCGUGCUGGCCAUGUAUUGCGUCGCCGAGGACCCGAAGACUGCGGAGAGGAAGGCCCGAGAAAGGGAUGCCGUGGAGUACAUGGAGGAAAUCCUGGUUACCAAGACCGACAUUAAGGUCCAGUCCAAGCAGAUGCAGGGGCUCAAGAACGCUGUGGACGAGCUCAUGCUCAACAAUGAGUACCAGCUCCGCCUAAAGGAUAUGAACUACAAGGAGAAGACUCGAGAGAUCACAGACAAGUUCACGGUGGAGGUGGAGAUGGACCGUCGCUGCUACGGAGAGCUCUUAGACGAGAGAAAAAACAUGGAACUUACGUACGAGGAGAGGAUUGCGCAGCUGCAGGAUCAACACGCCGAGGAGAGGACUGGGCUGGAGGCGCAGCACCGAAAUAAGAUUAACGCCGAGAUCAACCGUUACCAGGCCAUGGUGCAGGAGAAAGAGGAGCUCAGCAGGAAGUGGGACGAAGAGAACCAGAGUCUCGUGGACGCUCACACGGAAGCGCUGCAAAAGGUUAUCGAGGAGUACGACAAAAAGGUGGAGGAAGAGCAGUCCCAGCAGCGGGAGCUAGCCCUGGAAAAGGAGAAGAUGGCCGCCGCUUUCGACAACCUCAAAAACCUCGUAGAAGAAGACGCCGACACGGAGACGGAGUACGUCAAGACCAAGUUCAUGGCCAAGCUGGCCGCGGAAAAGGAGGCGACGCUAAGGCUCAAGGGGGAGAACGGCAUCAUGAAGAAGAAGUUCUCACGCCUGAGCAAGCAAGUGGAGGAUCAGAAGGAGGACAUGACCACCCUGCAAGAGAGACAGAGAGAUCUCUUCGAAACCAUCAAGUCUCUCGAAAAGGACAUCCAGGGGCACAAGAAAGAGAUUCGCGAGAGAGAGGAGACCAUCGCCGAUAAGGAGAAGCGCAUCUACGAUCUCAAGAAGAAAAACCAAGAGCUGGAGAAGUUCAAGUUUGUCUUGGACUACAAGAUCAAGGAGCUCAAGCGCCAGAUAGAGCCGAGGGAGAACGAGAUAGCGCACAUGCGCAACCAGAUCGAAGAGAUGGACCUUGAGCUUGAGCAGUACCACAAAAGCAACUCUGCCCUCGACCUGAUGAUCGGAGAGCUCCGGCUCAAGGUGGACGGCAUGCAAAAGGAGCUUCACACGCAGAACAAGAGGCUAGAGGAGGGGGCUCGUUUCGCAGAGCAUUUCCACAACGACCUCAGGGCGGCAGUGCAGAACAUGGCGACGGACGACAACCGGGCCCUCAAGAAGGCCAUGGUGGCGCUCUACAAGCUCUACAACAACGACAACCCGGUCGCGUCGGUCAAGAGGGGAGAGGAUGGCGAUGUGCAGCGGGAGUACAAUCGCCAAAGAAAGCACCUGGAGAGGAAUGUCGAGGCUCUCAAGAGCAGCAUUGACAAGGAUAUGCGCAUGUUUCACCAGGACCGGUCUCGGCUGAACCGGGAGAACGUAAUGCUCACGAGGGAGAUCAACGACCUCAGACGAACAGCCAAGGCGCUCUCGCUGCAGCAGAGUGGAGUCGAGCGGUGUUUCACGAGCUUAACAGACCAGAUUUCGCUGUCUUAUCCUCGUCUGCCGGAGAGAGUGCAAAGGACUGAAGCGUGUCCACCGAUAGGUCUCUUCAGCGAGAAUUUCGCCGAGCCCUGCAUCUCGGGACAGGUCAUGCCAGGCGGGCAAGGGGGUGCUAGCAGCAAGAACCUGUCCAAGGGGAGAAGGGUGCAGCGGUUAACCGAGAGCUCAACAAACGCCUCCACAAUGGCCUUGGUCGGCCCCGCGGCGCACCCUACGCCUCCUUCCGGAGCGGUUCGGCAGAAUAAUAAGGAGGCAGUGGGGGUUGGUGGGCAACAACGAUUGGCUGCUACCGGCACGAGCAACGAGGGACACCUUUUGGGGCAGCAACAGAUGUGGAGGGAGAUUGAAAUGCAGGAGCAACAGAUUCGGCAGCUCGAACACCACGCCGCACAGCUUAAAGAGUCCCUCCGGGCGGGUGGCUUGAUAAGCAAAUCGAUAAACUCGGGGGACGGCGUGGCCGCCGAAGGGGGUGGGGGAGAAGCCGAGCAAGCACAAAACCGAGGAGCCGACGGAGAUUUGCCGUAG